AUGUUUUGGGCAGAUGCAACUUCUAGACGGGCGUACGGGUUUUAUGGAAAUGUUGUUGUAUUCGAUACCACAUUCAACACGAAUAGAUACGACUUGACAUUUGCACCAAUGUUGGGAGUUAAUAACCAUGGUCAAACAAUUGUCCUAGCAUGCGCAUUUUUGAGCAAGGAAACGACUGAGUCGUUUAUUUGGAUGUUUGAGGAGUUUAAGAAAGCCAUGCCAGGUGGCGAACCUAAAACGAUCAUCACAGAUCAAGAUGCGGCAAUGAGCAGAGCGAUUUCAAUAGCCUUCCCGACUACAUUUCAUCGACUUUGCAUAUGGCACAUCACAUCAAAGUUCUCUGUUAAGUUACCACAUUCUGCUUAUAAGGAGUAUUGGGGUGAAUUCCAGAAAGCCAUAUGGGAUACUGACAAUAAGGAUGAGUUUGAUGCAAAAUGGAAUAUUGUGGUUACAAAGGCUGGUUUGACUGACCAUCCAUGGCUAAGUUCAAUGUUUGAUUUAAGGGAAUCUUGGGUUCCAGCCUACGCACGACACUUUUUUGCCGCUGGAAUGUCAAGCAGCCAAAGAGCGGAAUGUUCUCAUGGUUUCUUCAAGCAAUACAUAUCAAGGAGAAAUUCGUUGAUGGAUUUCAUAAUAAGAUUUGAGAGGGCACUUUCUCAUCAACGUCAAAAAGAGUUAGUUGCUGAUCACGUAGAUGCAUUUGAAGUGGCUCAAUGUAUUCUACCGAUGCCAAUGAACAAACAAAUGGCUACCUUGUACACAAGGACAAUGUUUCAAAAGUUUGAGCAAGAAUUAAUACAAAGUACAGCAUGUUUCCUAGAGCUGAAAACAGAGGAUGCUUCUAAAGUUGUCUUUAAUGUGAGCGAAAGGAAAAAUUGGGAAACAAGAGUGGCAGAAGUCGUAUAUGUCAAAGAUUCUGACCACGCAUCGUGUAGCUGCAAAAGAUUUGAAUUUGUUGGAAUUAUUUGCAAGCACAUCCUAGCAUUGUUCAGAAGGGACCAGAUUGAAUAUAUGCCCGAUAAAUACAUUUUGAAGAGGUGGAAGAAAACUGCGAAAUUUGGAUUGGUGUCAGAUGCAAAUGGCAACGAAAUUAAAGACUCUGCAAAUCCUGGUCUUUUAAUAAAGCGGAGUACAAUGUCCCGACUUGCUUCAGAUGUGGUUGAGGAUGCAUUAAUGUGUGAAGAAGGAUGUGAGCUACUGUCAGAGACUCUAAAAAGUUUGCGGGUGAAGUUGAAGUUGUUGAAGGAUGGACCAAGUAAUAACGAAGUUGGAGGGUCCAGCUCUCAAACACAAUAUAUGAAAGACCCUAAGAGAGUAAGGUGCAAUGGAGGGUCGAAACGAGUAACGGGAGCAAAGGAAAAGGCAAUGAAGCGAGGGAUUAGACACUGUCGGGAGUGUGGACACAUUGGUCAUGAUAGAAGACAAUGCCCAAGAAAUUUGAACACACCGACAUCACCGUUGAACAAUGACGAAUCAACUCCAAUAGAUCUUAGUGACCCAUUAUUCAACGAAUUUUACAAGAUGCACGGACCAACUCAAUGA
Prunus armeniaca (apricot) is the source of this 1542-nucleotide messenger RNA. The record is from the annotation of a GenBank genome assembly. NCBI's taxonomy places the organism in Eukaryota, Viridiplantae, Streptophyta, Magnoliopsida, Rosales, Rosaceae.